Capsella rubella is the source of this 480-nucleotide messenger RNA. RefSeq lists its product as uncharacterized. The transcript has 2 exons. The record is from RefSeq and is a predicted model, not a curated record. NCBI's taxonomy places the organism in Eukaryota, Viridiplantae, Streptophyta, Magnoliopsida, Brassicales, Brassicaceae. The coding region runs from base 38 to 253 and encodes 71 amino acids.
CCUUAUCUUCACGUUUGGUCCUGAGAAGAGAAGAGAGAUGGAAGGGAUAAGCCAUAUUGCACUCCCUGUUCUGGGAAUUGUGGCAGUCUCCGUCGUAACCUUCUAUGCCGUUAGCUUUGCCGAGAUCAGAGAGAAAUCGUUUAAAGAUGUGUAUGACUCAGAGAACAAAGACGGAGCAGGGUUCAAGAAUUCUUUAAGUUCGAGGGAGCGAAGAUCAAGAAGAGAAGCAAAUAAAAAACGUCCUAAAUCUUGAUUGCAAAUGUCUAGAGAGCAGAGACCAAAAUAUAUCGUAGUCAAUAUGAUACUUUUGUUAUUUUGUUUUUCUGGGUUUCCAAUCAAUAUACAUGAUCAAAUCUGGAACAUCUAUGCCUUGUCCUAAUGUCACUGAUGUAGCUGCGUAUGGUCAUGUGGCUAACUGUUUCUGCAUCUUUGGUUUGCUCAGAUAUUGGUUCUUCUUGUGAGAAGUCCCAUUCUUGUCUA